Hypanus sabinus (Atlantic stingray) is the source of this 5017-nucleotide messenger RNA. RefSeq names its product cyclin A1 (gene ccna1). Lineage: Eukaryota; Metazoa; Chordata; Chondrichthyes; Myliobatiformes; Dasyatidae. Gene Ontology annotation, molecular function: cyclin-dependent protein serine/threonine kinase regulator activity. Gene Ontology annotation, cellular component: cytoplasm; cyclin A2-CDK2 complex; nucleus. The record is from RefSeq and is a predicted model, not a curated record. The transcript is spliced from 8 exons. Gene Ontology annotation, biological process: regulation of cyclin-dependent protein serine/threonine kinase activity; mitotic cell cycle phase transition. The coding region runs from base 1 to 1263 and encodes 420 amino acids.
AUGUAUAGGAACAAUGUUCCUGGGGCUGUAAGGAGCAACGCUAAUCGAGAGAACGUUUAUUCUGUCCCACAAAGUUGUCCUGUUCUUCAAAAACAACGAACGGUUUUGGGAGUGUUAAAUGAAAAUGAUCAACAGAAACGUUCAUUUUAUCAGGUUCCUCCCAAACCCAAUGGUAAUGUUGCACUGGACACAAAGAAUGAUUUCGCUACUACUAAGAGCAGUACCGUUUUUGGGGCGCGCCCAGUUACUUCUAUACCCAACCCGAAUUUCAGUAUUUACAUAGAGGAUGAAAUGCAAGAUGAGGCUGAGGUAUCAAAACAUAAUCUGACGUCCGAUUUGGAAACCAGAUUGGAGGAAGUUAGUCACAUUUCCAAACCAGUGAGCAACAAUAUAUUGGAUCUUAGUGAAGCUUCGCCAAUGGUAGUAGAUACAUCAGUUCGACAUAUCAAUUGUGAACAUGUAGAUUUUCUUUCUGUGGAAGAAUAUGCGGAAGACAUUUAUCAAUACCUUCGAGAAGCCGAAGUUAGGAGUAGGCCAAAAAUUGAUUACAUGAGGAAGCAACCAGAUAUAACAGCCAGUAUGCGCUGCAUCCUUGUGGAUUGGCUGGUGGAAGUCAGCGAGGAGUACAAUUUGCAAACGGAAACUUUGUACUUGGCAAUAAACUACUUGGACAGAUUCCUGUCAUGUAUGUCGGUACUACGAGGAAAAUUGCAACUUGUAGGGACAGCAGCCAUGCUGGUGGCAUCUAAAUAUGAAGAAAUAUAUCCCCCAGAAGUUGAUGAAUUUGUCUACAUAACGGACGACACAUACACAAGGAAGCAACUCUUACGCAUGGAGCAUCUCAUCCUCAAGGUUUUGAGCUUUGGCGUGGCAGUACCGACAGUCAACCAAUUCCUAACACAAUUUUUAAAGGAAAAGGGAAUUGGAGGACAAAUGGGAACCCUGGCUAUGUAUAUAGCUGAACUAAGUUUACUGGAAACUGAUGUAUGUCUCAAGUACAUUCCUUCCCUGACAGCAGCAGCUGCAUAUAGCUUGGCAAACUACACAAUUAAUAAAGCUUUUUGGCCAGAAUCUCUUGCUGCAUUCACUGGUUACACGCUGUCUGAUAUUGUACCUUGUCUGAAUGACUUGCAUAAGAUGUUUCUUCAAGCAAAAUUCCAGCCACAACAAGCAAUUAAAGAAAAGUACAAAAGCUCAAAGUAUCUGGGAAUUUCUCUCAUUGAACCCCCAGCAACUUUACCUCUGGAACUGAAGUGCAAUUGAAGGAUGAAAAUUGAAUGUUGAUACCAAAGUAGGCUGAACUGGGCAUGGCAACAUUAUCAUUUGUGGAAUGCUGCUGGUCAUCUCCAUGUGGCUGUAGGCCAUGACUGGAAUGACACUUAGAAUAUUAGUGCAAUUUUGUCUACAGCAGGGGUUCCCAAUCUUUUAAUGUCAUGGACCCCCUACCAUAAAGAGGUUGGAGGACACAGGUUGGGAGCCCCUAGUCUACAGUAUUUUACUUUUUAAAAAAAUUAGUUUAGUUUUAUAAAUUGAGUAACAUGUAUUUUUAAUAAAUCUAAAUGCAAAUCAUCUCUCAUUUUUAACUAAGUUUCUUGGAUGAGAAAUGAAUAUUGUACUCUGCAUUGGGGCAGUAAAUAAAGCACUUUAAAAAAAAAACAACAACAUGCAGUUAGUGAUCUUAGUCAUUUUGGUGAAGAAGUUGCAAAACAAUGUAAAUGAUUUGUAAGUAACUAAGAGCAGCAAACAUUGCAAUGAUAUUCCAAAUAUGGAAUUCUUACCCCAUCACUUAUUUUUUUCUCUCCCUCUCAAUAACUAGCCUGUUCUCCAUCUUCCUCUGGUGCUCCCCUCCCUGUUUCCUUCUUCCAAGGCUUCCAUUCUAUGAUACUCCCCUUCUCUAGCCUUGUAUCCCCUUUACCAGUCAACCUCCCAGCUCUUAACUUCAUCCCUCCCCUCCCGUCUUUUCCUAUCAUUUUGGAUCUCCCCUCCCCCUUUCAAAUCUCUCAUCUCUUCAGUUAGUCCUGACGAAGGGUCUCGACCCAAAACGUUGACUGUACUUCCUAUAGAUGCUGCCUGGCCUGCUGCAUUCCACCAGCAUUUUGUGUGUGUUGCUUGAAUUUCCAGCAGCUGCAAAUUUCCUUGUUUGCAUUCCAAAUAUGGAGAUUCAGCAGCACCAGGUUCCGGUCAAAUCUGUACAUUUACACUUUUGCUUUUAUUGAAAUUGUAGUAAUAAGAAACUUGCUCAAUUGACCUGUAUUUGAAGAAAAUAACUGUUUCAGCUGUAUAGGCCUGGGAUGGGGGUGUGUGUAAAUGAGGAUGGAUAUUAUGAACUGCCAUUUUUGCAUCUGUCCUCCAAGAAAUGAUUUCUGUUGAAUCAGCAUACUGAAACAAUUGACUUCAUGUAACCCUGAACAGUUUUUCAGGUAGGCCAGGCAGCAUCUGUGGGAAAAGAGCAAGCAGUUGAUAUUUCAGGCAGACUCUUCAUCAGGACUGGACUUUGAGUAUGUUACUUGAUUUCUAGCAUCUACAGACAUUCUCCUGUUUGAAUUUCACAAGGCAAGUUUAUUUCCAUGCUAUCAAGUUUGAGAUUGCAUGCAACACCCAACAAAUCAAAAGUGCCAGUCUCAUGGCAACACAAGGGCUUGAGCAACAGUUCAGAAAUAAAUAUGAAGCCUAACUCCAUGAUAGGAUAUCUAAAUUCAAUUACAUAAUCUGAACUUGGUUUCUAAAAUGAAAAGCCCAUUGUAAUGAGACAAUGUGGCCUAUGUUAUGGUGCUGAGAUCACAUUGAAUUUAUAAUUAAGACCUCUAAUGGCCAAACAAAGGAUUUUAUCCUUGUUUCAUUGUAGCCUUUGUAAUUUAACUAUAGAUGAAUACUCAGUCUUCACCAAUAGCAGAUUGUUUCUUCAAAUUAGCACCACUUGUUAGAUUCAUUAUCCUAUCAGACAUCCCACUACUUUUGGGUGCAAGGAUCCAGAAGUAAAAUGUCUUCAAGACUGAUUUCAACAUGCCCAUAUGGAUACAGUGGGCUGAAGGGACAGUUUCUGUGCUGAUUUAGGUAAUACUGAUGUCAAUUAAAUUGUGCUAACAUAUAUUUGGAUUCUGCCUUUGCUUAGUGUACCUUUUGUAGUGUUGAAUGUGGAGAUUCAUCUCUACACAGAUAAGCCAUUCUGGAACCUGUUGACUAGCCACUCACUGGAGCUUGGAAAAAUGGGUGGACUUGUGACUCCUGACUCCUUAGUGGUGUUCAGUGUGGAUACUUGGAGAAUGUCUCUCCAAGUAAAUUUAUCUAGCUCCAAGGGGCACAGUUUCAGAAGGGGUUGCUAAUUUAAGACUGAUGAGAGGGAAUGUAUUUUCUGUGAGGUCUGACUCUCCUACUCAAGCAGUGAUGUGAUAUGAAAUCUUUUGGCAGCAGAGUGCAGACAAAUCUAGUUAAAAUAUGCUGCAAAACAAAAGGAUGGGUGGUGUUCAUUGCUUCAGGGUAUGAUUUGAAGAUGGAGCCAAAGUGUAUAUGAAGAGAGCAGAUAAUUGGUAUUGAAGCUAAAAUAGGACUGUCUGUGAUCUUAUUGAAUUGCACAGCAAGGUUGAGGGGCCAAUUGUUUUAAUCCUGCUUGUUUCUCAUUAUGGGUGUUGUAAUUGAUCUUAAAUAUUAUGCAUGCAUUGAAAGGGAGAUUAAAACUAGACAUGUGAAUCCCUACAGCAUCUGUUGACCCUGUAAUCUGUCAGAACAUCUUUAAUGAGGUUAAGCCUGAUGGUGUAUAUAGUAGGUCACUGGAAACCUAUGCCAACCAACAGGUGAGUGUUCAAGGACAUCUUCAACCUCUGCUGUAGUCAGAGGUUCCCACCAGCUUCAAAAGGGAGACAAUCAUACCCAAGAGCUGGCUGAGUUGCCUUAAUGACAAUUACCUAGUUACAUUCACAUCUACUGAAAAGAGCUGGUUAGUCAGUCACCUCCUGUCCAAGCAAGGACCUAGACCUCCUGCAUUUGCCUACUGCCACAAUAGGUCUACAGUAGAUGCAAUCUCACUGGCUUUCCACUUGGUCUUGCAACACCUGGACCAUAGCAGUACCUACAUCUGAGCAUCCAUAUAUAACCAUAUAACUACAGCAUAGAAACAGGCCACCUCGGCCCUUCUAGUCCACACCAAACACUUACUCUCACCUAAUAGGUGAGAGUCCCAUUGGCCCGCACUCAGCCCAUAACCCUCCAUUCCUUUCUGUCCAUAUACCUAUCCAAUUUUACUUUAAAUGACAAUACCGAACCUGCCUCGACCACUUCUACUGGAAGCUCAUUCCACACAGCUGCCACUCUGAGUAAAGAAAUUCCCCCUCAUGUUACCCCUAAACUUUUGCCCCCUAACUCUCAACUCGUGUCCUCAUGUUUGAAUCUCCCCUACUCUCAAUGGAAAAAGCCUAUCCAUGUCAACUCUAUCUAUCCCCCUCAUAAUUUUAAAUACCUCUAUCAAGUUCCCCCCCCCCCCCCCAACCUACGCUCCAAAGAACAAGGACCUAACUUGUUCAACCUUUAACUUAGGUGCUGAAACCCAGGUAACAUUCUAGUAAAUCUCCUCUUAACUCCUAUUUUGUUGACAUCUUUCCUAUCACUCGGUGACCAGAACUGUACAUAAUAUUUCAAAUUUGGCCUUACCAAUGCCUUGUACAAUUUUAACAUUACCUCCCAACUCCUAAACUCAGUGCUUUAAUUUAUAAAGGCCAGCAUACCAAAAGCUUUCUUCACCACCCUAUCCACAUGAGAUUCCACCUUCAGAGAGCUAUGCGCCAUUAUUCCUAGAUCACUCUGUUCUACUGCAUUCUUCAAUGCCCUACCAUUUACCAUGUAUGUCCUAUUUUGAUUAUUCCUACCAAAAUGUAGCACCUCACACUUAUCAGCAUUAAACUCCAUCUGCCAUCUUUCAGCCCACUCUACUAACUGGCCUAAAUCUCUCUGCAAACUUUGAAAACCUACUUCAUUAUACACAAUGCCACCUAUCUUAGUAUCAUCUGCAUACUUAUUAAUCCAA